AUGGCCAACUUCUCUGCAGUAACUGCACCCAGCACAUCGCUCGUUUCUGAUGCAGCAGGCCCGGGUUCAAAGUUACAUUUUGCAUGCGACAAGGAGUCCCUUCGAGAGGAGGGUCGCUCUGGACAACUUCCUGGUGGGGGCUCGUUCGGUGUUUUUGGACGUUUUGCAUUCACAGUGGGAGUCGAGGAUGUAGAAGGAGACUGA
Strongylus vulgaris is the source of this 204-nucleotide messenger RNA. NCBI's taxonomy places the organism in Eukaryota, Metazoa, Nematoda, Chromadorea, Rhabditida, Strongylidae. The record is from the annotation of a GenBank genome assembly.